Vicia villosa (hairy vetch) is the source of this 665-nucleotide messenger RNA. RefSeq lists its product as uncharacterized. The record is from RefSeq and is a predicted model, not a curated record. The transcript is spliced from 2 exons. NCBI's taxonomy places the organism in Eukaryota, Viridiplantae, Streptophyta, Magnoliopsida, Fabales, Fabaceae. The coding region runs from base 220 to 567 and encodes 115 amino acids.
UUGUCGCAAUCGGCAUCCACCGGUGAGGGGAGCGUACUUAGUAGAGCACUAGAUGCUCCUGAGUAUCCCGGUCGGGUGAGGGGUAAGGGUCAUGGUGUGACUCCAACCUCUUUUUACAAGAGUCCUAGGAGAAGAAAUCCUUCAAAUGAAGAAGUGUUGCAAAAGUUGGCGGAAUUGCAAGCACAAGUCUCUGAAUUGCAAAGAGAUAAAGAAGCGUAUAUGAGAGAAAAGUGCAACACUUCAUCGGUGAAAGAAACUAGUGAUAAGGCUAGUAUCAACUAUCAAAGGAAAUUUCCCGAGGGCAUUUCAUCUUGCCAACUAUACUUAUCGGAACCGAAUUAUCGACUAGUUGGCAAGGGAAAAGUGCACAACACUUUGGGAGAUUUACUUCACCAUAGACCGCUCCCGGAUGGACACCUGAAAGUAUCGGUGGAUGUUGUAGUAGAUCAUGAUGCGAUGCUACCGGUACCUGACAUGGUCUCAGAGACGACAUUGCUGCGAGAUGCAAUAGGAUCAUUUGUUGCAUGGCCCUCGGAGCUCAUUACCAUUAGUGAUGAGGUAUAUUGAAAAUGAUUAUGAAUCAUUUAGUUUUCGAAUGUCAAUUCUAAACCGUUUAUUAAUUAUUUUUUACAUUUUAAUUUUAGACUGCUCCUAUAAAACCCACA